This is a messenger RNA of Uranotaenia lowii, 3895 nucleotides long. RefSeq names its product lachesin-like. The transcript is spliced from 10 exons. NCBI's taxonomy places the organism in Eukaryota, Metazoa, Arthropoda, Insecta, Diptera, Culicidae. Bases 817 to 2205 code for a protein of 462 amino acids. The record is from RefSeq and is a predicted model, not a curated record. Gene Ontology annotation, cellular component: neuron projection.
UGCGCCGUUAGACGGAAGUGUGUUUCGCGAGCUGGUCGCGUUUUGGGGGUCCUUUGGAAGGCAGCAAUCACAUGUGGUGCGUUUUUGAUCCAUUCGGGUGGAUUCUGUAUGGGGCUUUUGGGGGAUUAGCAACAACACGAGUGAAAAGUGAAUAAGCGGCUUAGUGGUUUCAAGUUUUUAAUCCACCGGUGUUUGAGUAGUAAACAACAUCAGGUCAGUUUGGAUUGGCUUUGGGAAUGAUGAACACUUGCUUUGGGGGUGUUUUGUUUGGGUGUUAGAUUAUUUGUACGGCUCAAAGCUGUGGUCUGUUGAAUGGAGCUUCUAAUCGUCGAAUGAUUAAUUGCGCUCUUGGAGGGUCCUUCCGGUCGCUGGACGUCGCCCUCGAUAUUGUUCUGCGAAGGCCAAUUGUCUGAGAUUCGAGUGAAUAAUUGAUGCCAAACAUAAAUCAGUGCCAAGUGUAAUUACUGCAACCAGGAGUAAAGAGCUGUCCGUUGCAUAACGACGAAGACCGGUAAACGACCGAAGACAACGGAAGAAUUGCAAAUUCCAAAAAGUAAAAACAAACCCGGAAGUUACGUGGUGCUUUUCAAUUGUGUCUGACACCUUGCCGAGCUUUGCAUUUUCGUUGGCUCCUGGAUUCAUCCUAGUCUGGUGGCCACUUGCCAAACCUCAAAUCUUUGAGCCAAACAACCAAAGAGAAAGAAAAAAAACUCAAAUAGUGCGGCUGCUGCAGAAUCUCUAACAAGUGUAUCUCGCUUCUUGGGUAGCUUUCGGGUAAUUGAUUGAACUCGCCUUUCGUCGAAGUCACCGAGUAGGAUGGCCCCCAUUUUUGGUGGUGGCAAAGGCUUGGGGGCCCUCCUUAUGCCCUCACUUCUGCUCGGCUUCUUAACGUUGUCCGGCAUCCAGGUGCAGCAGACGGAAUCGGCGGCAGCUGCCUCGUCCAAUAGCGUCCAGGUUGCAAACGCUGUUCUGGAAGAUCCCGAAUUUACGGACAUCAUCGAAAACAUAACCGUGCCGGCUGGACGGAAUGUCAAGCUGGCAUGCUCGGUGAAAAAUCUUGGAUCUUAUAAGGUUGCCUGGAUGCACUUCGAGCAGUCGGCCAUCCUGACGGUGCACAACCACGUCAUAACCCGGAAUCCCCGGAUCAGCGUAACGCACGACAAACACGACAAGCACAAAACGUGGUUCCUGCACAUUUCGAACGUCCAGGAGGAGGACAAGGGCCGGUACAUGUGCCAGAUCAACACCGUCACGGCCAAAACGCAGUUCGGCUAUCUGCACGUCGUCGUGCCACCCAAUAUCGACGAUUCGGUUUCAUCGAGCGACGUGAUCGUCCGGGAAGGCAACAACCUGACGCUGCGAUGCAAAGCCACCGGAAGUCCACCACCCUCGAUCAAGUGGAAGCGGGACGAUAAUACGAAAAUUGCCAUCUCCAAGAACGUUAGCGUUCUCGAUUGGGAGGGCGAUAGUUUGUCGCUUUCCCGGGUUUCCCGAUUCGAUAUGGGGGCCUACCUUUGCAUAGCCACGAAUGGAGUUCCCCCGAGUGUCUCCAAGCGGAUCAAAGUCAGUGUCGAUUUUCCACCAAUGCUUUGGAUACCUCAUCAACUUGUCGGAAUACCGAUAGGGUACAAUGUUACCCUAGAAUGUAAUAUAGAAGCUCAUCCUACCUCACUCAACUACUGGACACGGGAGAACGAUCAGAUGAUACACGAUUCCCAGAAAUAUAAAACUGAAUCCAUCCCUGGGACGCCCUCGUACAAGGCCGUUAUGCGAUUGUACAUCAGCGAGGUGCAGCAAAGUGACUACGGCAUCUAUAAAUGUAUCGCCAAGAAUCCUCGGGGCGAAACCGAUGGGACAAUUCGAUUAUACUCAUCCAGUCCACCCACGACGAUACCACCCUCGACAACGGAAACGAUUACCACGACGAUGUCCUCAACCAAGUCCUUCGAGCUGCUGUUUGGACCUACCACAAUGGCACCAAUCAAUUUCUUCGAUAGAGGAAUCAAAUACCAAUCGGACAUGAAUGCAGUUGACCGAUCGGAUCAGAGCGCUGGUGAUAACUCAAAAUCUAACAAAGAUCGCACUUCCUCGAAACAUUCAAAGGCUAAUGGUUCUUCCCAUCCUCUCCCCCUGAAUUGGUGGUGUUUAUUGCUCCUUGUACUGGUUCCCAAAUGGACUCACUCCUCGGUUUCGUCAAACCAUUGACGAUAACUGCCUUGGACCGAGUUCAUGUAACUUAAUUUGUUGUGAAUAUUGUUACUCAAAGAAAAAAUAGAAAAAAAAAUCAUUGAAUUAUCUUUGAACAUAAAACAAAAUCUGUAUAAAGUCAACGUUGAAUGAUGAUCAAACACAAAGCACAGCAUGAAUGAAAGCGAGAGAAUGCAACAUGGUUUUAGUGAGUUUGUUUUGAUAGAAAGAUGCGUUCUGCUUAAGCUGAAUUCGAUAGCCAUGUGACCAAGUCCAGCUCUCGGAUUCAGAAGAAAAAAGAUAAGAAGUAUUUGCUUUGCAGCUGGAAGACUACACAGUACAUAAUCCAAAAAAAGCAAAGAUAUAAAGUUCUAUAGAUAAAUUUUUAUUAAUAAUCCAAGUUAAAUGGGAGAAGCCAGGAACAUUCAGGUUGAAUGGUCAAAGUUGGGCUCCUAAUCCGUUGAUUUUUGAAAUGUAAUCAAACCAGCAAGAAAUGAAUAAAACCUGAACGCGAUAUUAUAUUUGAAAGCGUAUUGCCUUACAUACAAGAUAAGCCACAUUAUAAUGAGUGUUAACCAAACCGAGUUAAGCUAAGAUGAGAGUUUCAAAAUGGACAGGCAGCUGCGGAAUCUGUACAACAUAUUGCACAGUGGUAAAAGUUUGAUGUAUGUUUUAUUGACACAUUUUUCAAUAUUUUUUUUUUCUUUAAAAGUAUUUUUAAAUAAAGUUCAUUUAUCUUUUUUUGUUAAAUUUAAAAAUUAUUUUUCCCUAUUAUUUUUAAUUCAAUUUAUCUUCCAGCGAACUAUAUUAAUAGAUAAAACUGGAAAUGGAAUGAUUUUUAUAUGUAUAGGUUGGAAAAAAGUAGUCAAUAUUUUUUGUAUUGAUUUGAAAAUAAUCUUAAAGAGGACUCUUUAAAUUGUGUAAAUAACAAAGCAUUAAAACAUGUAAAUCUAGAUCAGAAUGAAUAAUCAAAAGCCAAAAAAUAAUGCUAAGCUACAGGAACAAAAAAAAAUCAAAAAAAGCAAAACACAAAUUAACAUUAAGGAACAGUAUUCUAUAGAUUAAAUACGAAAUUUAACGAAACAUGUAAACUACUGUACGCGCUGCGCUUUCAAACUGAAUCUGAUUCAACAGAUGGUAAAUUGUAAUCGAAAACUAUCAAUCAAAAUGACACCUGUGUGAGUGAAUGUUGGAAAAAGUUACCAUGAAAUCAUCGAUUUCAUAUUUGAUAGCAAAUAUCUAGACACGAUUGAGUAAAAUAAUCCUAAAAAUCACGAUAAAAAAAAUUAAAAGAAGUAAGUUCAAGCUCAAAGGAAAAAAAAAUAUUGAAAUAUAUAAAUCGCUGGUAAAACUUAUCAUAGUUAGACAAUGAAAUAAUAAAAAAUUAAAUAUAAGCCAGUUUCUGUUGAAAACUAUAGCAAACAACAAAGAAUGAAGGGUAAAUGUGAAAAAAUAAUAUGAAAACACACUAAUGAAUUGAUUGGUAGCAUAGACUAAAAUGCACGUUGGAAAUGGUCGAAAAAAAUGUACAUUCAGACGAUAUAAGCUACAAAUAUACUACGCUAUAAAGAAAACAUAUGAUUAAUACAAACAAAAUCAUCCUUCACACAAUGAGUCAGGAUGCAACAGAAUGAAGCUGCAAAAAAUGGAAUCGUUGUACAUUAGACUUAUGAAACAGAACUGAGGUAUAUAUAUUUUGCUUUAAAAA